This is a messenger RNA of Wyeomyia smithii (pitcher-plant mosquito), 1947 nucleotides long. RefSeq lists its product as uncharacterized. The coding region runs from base 1 to 1947 and encodes 648 amino acids. The transcript has a single exon. The record is from RefSeq and is a predicted model, not a curated record. Lineage: Eukaryota; Metazoa; Arthropoda; Insecta; Diptera; Culicidae.
AUGCUCACUGUUAAUCUCUCAUCCGCGCAGUUCACACAAGCUGAGCUAGAUCUCCUCAACAAAGGUUUGAAUUUUGCCAUUUCCCCCCAGUACGCCCCUCUCGCUGAUAUUGUUAAUAAUAUCGAAAGUGCCAUCCAAUACGACCAACCAAUAUAUAAAUCGGCGAUUCGGCACAGCGUCAGGAAAUGCAUAACACGGACGGCAAGUAAGCAGAAUAGCACAGAACGCACCAACUUCGAUGUGUGGUGUGCGAUCCGCCAGCUGAAAGCACGUAAUGUGGUUUACUCUCGUGCGGAUAAAGGAAAUGCAGUAGUUAUCAUGGACAAAAACGAUUAUGAUUCGCGCGUCCGUGAUAUGAUCGCGGCAGGCCCGUACGAGGAAUAUAAAUUCAAAAACGGAAAACCGAGGGAUCCUCUCAACACCAUGAUCGAAGAGGCUACCUUCGCGCGACAGAAUGUUGCACGUCUGAUGGGAGAGGAUAAACUAGAGAGAAAAUUUCAUGUUUCCAACCCGACGGUGGCCUCGCUCUACUGCUUGCCGAAAAUCCACAAAGACCCAGUGGGAAUGCGGCCUAUUUCAUCCAACAUUCGUACACCAACCGAAAAGAUGGCAGCUUGGCUGGUGGACGAAAUGAGAAAAUACCCAAUAAAGCAUGGCAAAAGUGUGAAAAAUUCUGUGGAGUUAGUCGAGCAGUUAGAAGGGUUUGAGUUGAGACGUGGGGAAAUCCUGGUAUCGUUUGAUGUAGCAGCACUUUUUCCAAGCGUACCAGUUCCAGACGCGUUAAAAAGUUUACGCCAACACUUGGAACGUAGUCGUGCGCCACAACACCACGUUGAAGCUUACCUUCUAGUAGCAGAAAUAUGCAUGAAUCAGAAUUUCUUCAGCUUCAGGGGAAAAUACUGGAAACAGACCUUUGGGUUAAGUAUGGGAAGUAAACUGUCGCCGUUGUUAGCAAACCUCUUUAUGAGCGAUUUUGAAGACGACGCUCAGAAAGAAAAAUAUUUCCCACGUGUAUGGAAGCGCUAUGUAGACGACAUUUUCGCUCCGGUAAAAGAACGCUACCUGGACCAAACUUUGGAAAUGCUCAACUCUCGGCACAGCUCUAUAAAAUUCACAGUAGAGCGAGAGGAGAAUGGAAAGCUACCGUUUCUGGACCUAUUAAUAACCAGAAAAGAGGAUAAAACAUUGAAAUUCGGUAUCUACCGUAAACCGACAUCAACUGAUCGCUAUAUAACAUCGGAUUCGAACCACUUUGGCUGUCAAAAGCAGGCGGCCUUCCAUUCAAUGGCCCAUCGCCUGUAUAAUAUACCGAUGGAAAACGCAGAGUUUGCCGAAGAAAAAGAGCAUAUUCACAAAGCGGCCGAAGUAAAUGGCUACGAAGAAGGAUUCGUGAAUAAAAUCCUACAAACACACCGACGCAAACGACAUAGACGAAUGUCAACAACGCUGCAACCAGAACGAGAAGAAACCAAAAGAGUCAGCCUGCCGUUCUACCCAAAGAUUACCAACCCGAUCAAAGCAACACUGAAACGGCAAGGGCUUCAGGUUGUACAUAAAAGUGAAAACACAUUACGUGAUUUACUGUGCAAUUUGAAGGACAAGGUUCCUCCAGAUGAGAAUUCAGGCAUUUAUAGGAUACCUUGCCAAAAUUGCCCUUCAGUUUACAUUGGACAAACUCGCCGUAAGGUUAAAGUGCGCUUGAAAGAACACAAAGCUGCCGUCGAUAACGUAAAAAUAAGCGAAUCAAGUGUAGCCGCCCAUGCAAUCAGUUGUGACCACGUGAUCAAUUGGAAAGAAGCGAAAUUAAUUAAAAACGUUAGGAAAGCAUCUCAAUUGAAUGCAUGGGAGUCGUACUUCAUUAGCAAUUCACAGGAACGAUUAAUGAACGAAGACGAUCCCCCUGUUACAUCCUGCUUAUUCGGACUGACGAAACUGAGAGUGCAGUAA